AUGGAUUCUUCAGAGACAUCGCCACUCCUCUCUCCUGUCAAGAGUCACCAGGAUGAACCAACACGGAUCAAGCGCGAAAAGGCACGUCCGGCCGUCAUCGUCUUGCUCCUCUUACUCUACACCGUAUUCCUAGACCUCGGCUUCUACCUAAUGGAGCCGGCACAAACCCGCAUAUUGGAGCGCAUCUACUGCCGUGAAUACUACGAAAAGCAUGACCCAAGCCUCAUCGGGAGCGAUGGCCGAGGCGGCGUUGAUGAGAAGUGGUGCAAAGUGAGCUGGGUCCAGGGCGAGGUAGCCAUGCUCAAGGGCUGGCAACUGACGUUUGACGGCACAGGAAUGUUGAUCUUCUCCAUCCCAUGGGGCUAUGCCGCAGACGUAUACGGUCGAAAGCCCGUCAUUGUGCUUGUGAGUGUGGCACUCCUGGUCAAACACAGCUAUAUGCAACUCGUCAGCUAUCUCGACGGAGCCAUACCACUCCAAUGGAUCUGGUUGUCGGCACUGCACGCUAUUUUCGGCGGCGGCGUGCCCGUCAACACCGCUCUCACACACACCAUCGUCUCUGACGUGGUUGCAGAGGGAAGCAGGGUGACGAUUUUCUUCCAGCUUAUGGCUGUGGGCAUCGCGGCGGAAUUCCUCGGCUCCCUUGGUGCCGCCGCACUCAUGAGCUGGAACCCGUGGAUACCCAUGAUUCUCGCCAUUUUCAUCAAAGUGGCUGGUAUUGGUAUACUGCUGUUCAUCCCGGAAACACUGAAUUACAACGCUAGUGAACCUGAUGCUGCGCCCGCCGAGGAAGCAACUGCGCAGCCUUUAGAGUGGUGGAGGUGUUGCCAGAAUGCACUCAGCCAUAUUCUGAGCUCGAUAUCCUUCCUGGCAUCUAAUAGGAAGCUUUUGUUAAUAAUUUCCCCCUUCACAGCUGAUCCGCUUUUCAACCAGGAAAUUCUGCGUCUAUACAUCUCGACGCAUUAUAAGCAAACCCUCGCGUACGCUACAAUGAUGAUAUCCAUUCGCUCCGGCUGCAUCUUAUUCCUCAACCUCUUCAUCCUACCCGUCUUGAACAGGCACUACCAGAAAUUAUGGGGCCCUAGACAAUCUGACUUGCUUCUCGCACGCGCCAGCGCAGCAAUCAUGUCUCUGAGCUUGCUGGGGCUCGGCGUGGCGCCCAAUCGACCGCUCUUGGUCUCAGCUCUGCUUAUCAAUUCUCUUGGAUGGGGAAUGCUGCCCCUGGUCAGAAGCUUGGCGACGAGUCUAGUGGAGCACCACAAUGUUGCGCGGCUGAAUAGUCUUAUCGGUGUGGUUGAUAUAGUUGGCCGGAUAGCGGGGAGCCCUCUCAUGGCUCUGUUGUUUGCAAAAGGAGUCGAGACUGGGGGCACGUGGGCUGGCUUGCCCUUUAUAUUCUACUCCGGAGUUGUUUUGAUUCUGCUAGUGGGAUUGAUGCACGUUUCUGUAUAA
Metarhizium brunneum ARSEF 3297 is the source of this 1449-nucleotide messenger RNA. Its product is annotated as MFS efflux pump atnC. Gene Ontology annotation, cellular component: membrane. Lineage: Eukaryota; Fungi; Ascomycota; Sordariomycetes; Hypocreales; Clavicipitaceae. Gene Ontology annotation, molecular function: transmembrane transporter activity. The record is from RefSeq and is a predicted model, not a curated record. Gene Ontology annotation, biological process: transmembrane transport.